GUUUUUAAAUUUUUUUUUAUAGAAUUGGUAAGCAUGUGAAGGAAGCAAUGUGUGAUUCUACCUCCAUGGUUUAGGCCUCCGCGCCCGAUAUUGGUGGAUAUUUUCGCAAGCACACUUUGUGAGAUCAUGGAGGAAGGAACUUCCUUCCUCCAUGGUGAGAUGCAUGGAAGUUGCUUUCAAUUGAUAAGAGUGCAACUUACGAGAACUUUCUUUGCUAGUGGCACCUUCUUUUACUCGUUUUGCCAUGUUUUAAGUAAUGCAAUUUAACAGGCUGAACUUAGAUACGUCGGUUUGCUUGUCUGCAAGUACUGAGACAGUAAAAAACUCCAGCCUGACCCCCAUGGAAAAAUUCCUGCUUACCAACUGCCUUCCACUUGAAAGCUUGAGCGGGGUAAAAUUAAUAAAAAUUGUACAUGUACUUUGAGCAUACUGCAUAAUUCAUAUUUUCAAGUGUGGACGCUUAAUCAAAUGUGACGUCAGUGAAAUUAUCAUAAGUGCCUUCCCCCGGAUGUGAUACUGCCUCUGCCGAUUCUCUCUCCAAUCCAACACGACUAGGGCUAGAUCAUUGCCAGCAGUGCCGCGUUGUCCUACGUGCUUGCUGCAACUGGUGAAGACUUUGACAUGCAGCUAGACAUGAUUCGGAUCGGAUGCGGCUAGCGCAGCCAUACCGGAAAAAUGGCAGACACACAGGUGGAAGACUUGGAAUAUCAUGUCACGUUCCCAACUGCAAUUUCUGCAGAUAGCGGGGACGGAAACAGCGACAACCCAGCUCAGUCAGAUCGCAAAGAGCCAGUGGUUAUUUUGCUUGGUUGGGCGGGCUGCGAAGACCGACAUCUGAGCAAAUACAGCGCUAUCUACCACUCAAUAGGCUUCACCACAGUUCGCUACACACUGCCGAGCCAGCACAUGGUGAGUGCGCCGAAGAUAAAAGUCAUCGCACGGAAGGUUCUUGAAUUGGUUUUUGACUUGGGCCUGGAGGAAAAUGUGGUGUUUUUUCACGUUUUCAGCAACGCAGGAUGCUUUAUCUACCGGUACAUCACGCAGUAUCUGCACAACCCGGAGUUUGGUGGCGGCGAACUAGCUUCAAUUAAAGUGGGCGGAUGCAUCUUCGACAGUGCUCCGUGCGCAACCAGCUUGUUGAUGUAUCUCAAAGUUCGCAACAGGGCUGACAAGACGAGCGGCUUCUUCAUGCGGAUCGUCCACAUAGUCAUCAUCCUUUUGGCAGGCAUCUUGAGUUUCUUCUUACCGUCGGGUUCGUCUUGGAACAUACGCCAAGAUAUUUCCUCCUUCAUGUCUGAAAUGAAAAUUGACCGGUCCCGUUACCCACAGCUGUACCUUUACUCCAAGACGGAUGAUAUCUGUGACUGGCGAGGGGUGGAGGAUGUGGUGGAGGCACGCAGGAAGAAGGGGUCGGAGGUUCAGCAGGUGUGCUGGCAAGAAUCACCUCACUGCGCUCACCUCCUCGCCCAUCGCGACGAGUACAUUCAGAAUUGUCAAGACUUUGUUCAAGGAUGUCUGCUGACUUUCAUGGAUGAGGAUUGACUCUGCCAAAUGACCAAUAUGAAUUGAAAAAGUAUUCCUGGCAACAAAUAGAUUAGUCUUCUUGUAAUAGUAACCAAACAUGCAGAAUAUGUGGCACGUAAUAUUGCUCAAGUCGGCAUCUGGGUAUUACUAUUAGGCCCUAUUGUGGAAAAAAACUUUAAAUAAGUUUCAACUUAAUCUGUUCAUGAACCUUUGCAAGAGUUUGCUGGGAUGAAGAUAUUGCUUAUUAGGGACAAGUUAAACAAAGGAUGUUGUCGGCAUAAAGUGUUUUGAUUGUUAUGAAAACACUCACUGCUGAAAUGAUCUUGGGAUUUUAACAUUGGAAUGGUAAAACAUCUAUUCAGCAAGUUCACAUACAGUGUAUAACUUGUGUAAAAAAUGCAUUUUAUCAACUCUGAAUUCUGCAAGAUGCUUGAGGAUGGGGGAGGGGAGCUGUGGUACCCCAAAGCAGUUGAACUGGACGGGCACACUUUUCUUUCUGCCCAAAUUUAGCUUUAUACAAAGGAAGUCCAUAAAGAAGAUAUAAAUCAAAUUAUUCCUUCCCCAGCCCAGAAGUUGGCCUUGAAAAUUUCAAGUCUGGGUUUACUCUUUAUGUAGUAUACAAUGUAGUAGCAACACUGGUGUGCACGUACACGCAUCAUGAACCCUAACCCCUGAGGCCCUUUUUGUUAGGGACCUGCCUCAAUCCUCCAAAAUUUCUUGAAAAUGUUACUUGGAGGUGUGGCUACUGCCUCAAUCCUUCAAAAUCCUCCGGC
Molecule: messenger RNA, 2297 nt
Organism: Acanthaster planci (crown-of-thorns starfish)
Lineage: Eukaryota; Metazoa; Echinodermata; Asteroidea; Valvatida; Acanthasteridae
Product: transmembrane protein 53-like
Source: RefSeq, a predicted model, not a curated record